Mollisia scopiformis is the source of this 2048-nucleotide messenger RNA. RefSeq names its product alpha/beta-hydrolase. The record is from RefSeq and is a predicted model, not a curated record. Gene Ontology annotation, molecular function: hydrolase activity. Bases 490 to 1584 code for a protein of 364 amino acids. Lineage: Eukaryota; Fungi; Ascomycota; Leotiomycetes; Helotiales; Mollisiaceae. The transcript has a single exon.
CUUGAAUUGAGUCUAAUGAAAAUUUUAUAUCAAUGAAAGUUUUAGUUUCUCAAGAUCGCAUACUGUGCUUUGAAAUACGGAGCGGAUUUCCCGGCCAAGACUCUGGAAAACUCAGGGAUCAUCCACUACUGCCCUGUAAAGUCACCAAAAGAUCGCUGCAAGCCCUAUAAUCAUAGGCGCAGCUUACCUUGAAGGGCUGCUUUGCGAUUAAACCUGACACUGGUAUCGCUAAAGGAUCCUAUCAUGCCGCUCGUAGCCUGAGAUCUGGAGAUCUGAGCGCUGUACUUCGUAUUCCCUCGUGACUCACUCACUGUACUAGUACAACUAGCUCCCUUGCGGCGCAGAACGCUGGAAUUUGAUCCUUGGCAAAACAUACGACGUAAGCUGACAGAACCUUUAUUAGGACGUCUGCUCUUCUUGUCCUUCCGAUCCCAAUUCUCUUUGCUCGACCUCAGCUUCUUCUCGCAUUGAGGUCCUUCGUGUUUCAAAAUGGCUUCUUCCUACAAGAGGUCCGUCGUGAAAUACCAGGCAAAUAGCGAGAAAGAGAUCUCAUACAUCAGCGCCGGGCCAUCCGAGGGCCAACUCUUAAUCUUCCUGCACGGAUGGCCUGGAAUUGCCUACACAUGGAAGCCUCAAAUUGAGACAUUUGCAGCCCUCGGCUUUCUAGUCGUGGCUCCGGACAUGCCUGGCUAUGGCGAAUCUACAUCAACGAAAGUCCAGGAAGAUUACUCCCACGAGAAUAUCAUUCCAGGUCUGCUGGCCCUUCUGGAGGCUACUACCAGAACCGAAGCUGUCUGGCUUGCACACGAUUGGGGUGCGGGCGUUCUCAGCACCUUGAUGGCGACACAUCCAGAAGUCAUCAAAGCAUCUUGCCUAAUGGCUGUACCAUAUCGAACGCUCGAGCUUGGGCUAGAAGAGGUGGUCAAAUUGGUCAAUCGGGAGAUGUACCCCGAAGACAAGUUUCCAUUUGGUCAAUGGGAUUAUCAAAAUUUCUACGAGCAAUCUUUCGACAAGGCAACCGAAUGGUUCGAUGCCAAUGUUGAGCCUUGGCUCAAAGUUUCCUUUUCCGCUGUGUCCAAAGGUCGAGGGGCUCUAGGAUAUGGCAAGCCAGCUUUCACGGCUACUGUCACUAAGGAUGGCGGUUGGUUCGGAGGUAUUCCCAAAGCUCUUCCUGAAUGGAACAAUGUUCCCACAGAAGGCGCGAUGCUAGGUCAGGAUGUAUUGGAGGAGCUCAUCAAAGCGAUGAAGAAAACGGGAUUCUACGGUCCGGAUUCGUACUACAUGAACCACAAACGCAAUCGGGAGUUCAACUUGUCGAAACAGAAGAAUGGAGGUCAUUUCGAGAAGCCUCUACUUUUCAUCGAGCCACAGUGGGACAGCGUUUGUGAUACGGCCAAUUCUCGAUUGGCAGACCCGAUGAGACAGCAUGCGAGCAAGCUCACUUGGACAAGCAUCGCUGCGGGUCAUUGGGUUUCCGCAGAGGCUCCUCAAGAGACGAAUGCGGCAAUUGCAAAGUGGCUUGCGACGGAAGUUGCGGAUUACUGGCCCUACUUCUACAAGAAUGCGCAGAUUAAAAACUAUUGAGUUUGAAAAGUUUGCAAGGUGGUAGAGAAGUAGCACUGGAAUCUUGCUGUCCUUGUGUCAAGUGCAAGUCUCUCGAAUCAUUCCUUGAAGUAAAACAAUCAAAAGCUAUUGCCAAUCCUCAAAUUAUUCUUGCAGGUGAUGCCUCUAAUGCGUAAACGAAUUUGGUCCAGAGCUCUCGUGCACUCGAAUGUGAUAUCAGCCCUGCCCUCCAUACCGGUACUCUACGCACGUGAUUCAAGCUUGAGUCUUGCCAUGGCUGUCGAAGCCAGCUGGGCAGUCUGACACUUACCGUAGUUUAUGGCCUGUGGAACUUGGGAUUAUCUGUAGUUCAGACCGAUUGUUACGCAAAUAAUUGGGUUACAUACAGAAGAUCAGGUGAAGAGUGGAGAUCAUUGUUGUAACGCUUGUACGAAAGGAGCUGAAGGUGGAGUGGAGCAUUGACAAAAAAGCAAUCACAAAUCCUU